Molecule: messenger RNA, 502 nt
Organism: Asparagus officinalis (garden asparagus)
Lineage: Eukaryota; Viridiplantae; Streptophyta; Magnoliopsida; Asparagales; Asparagaceae
Product: non-specific lipid-transfer protein-like
Exons: 2
Biological process (GO): lipid transport
Cellular component (GO): membrane
Molecular function (GO): lipid binding
Source: RefSeq, a predicted model, not a curated record
CAGCACGCUGAGGCAGUCACCUGCAGCGGAGUUGCUUCCGCCCUGGCGCCGUGCGUGAACUACGUCCGCGGCAUUGGGCCGCUGCAGGCCGGGUGCUGCAACGGCGUGAAGACCCUCAGCAGCGCAGCGAUGACAGGCCCAGCUCGCCAGGCGACCUGCAACUGUCUUAAGUCUUUCGCUGCAAAGAUUCCCGGCAUCAAGUAUGGUCUUGCUGCAGGAGUCCCUGCAAUGUGUAACGUUAAUGUUGGCUAUGCCAUCAGCCCAUCCACUGACUGCAGCAAGGUGCAUUAAGAUCUUUAUAAGGAGAUGUUACCUGAAUGAGCAAUUACUAGUGAUCGAAAAUAAGUGCUUCGAGGAUACGCUAACUGUUGGUUCUUUCCUCUAAUGCACAAGUUUCUCUUACUUUUGCUGUAGUAUAUAUGUAUUGUGCUUUUAGCACUGUUCCAUUCUAAAGUAUCAACGGUUUGUUGCUAUAAAUGCUCCUCUUCGAAUUAUGCUGGUC